UCCAAAGUCAGUUGCUAAUCUUGCACCGAGCGACACGCACAUCAUCCGUGCAUUAGAGCGCACAGUUUGAGUACUUUCAAUUACGGUAAACGUUCACGAUCGCUGGCAAUUGUUGUGUGGCUGAAAGUGUAGCAGCAAACAGCAAACCAAAAAAAACACAGAACAGAAAUCGAUCAGCAGCGUGAUCGUGAAAAAUCUAAUUAUUCGUGAGAAAGUGAGUCUGAUCUUCAAUUCUAUUGGCAGCAACACAUCGUGAAGACCGAGAACGGUUCGUGAAAUUUUAGUCCCGGGGAUGUGGAGUACCGAUUUUGUGCGCGGAGUGGUUCGGCAUUAAUCGGCCAAACCAAGUUAUGCAAUGAACUGUGAAUGUGACCGGCCAAUUUCCAUUUGUGAUUACGAGGUCGUCGCCAGUCUCUAGUCAUUUUGAGCGGUGAAACCGAAAGUCGUUCACUAAAAAUCCCAUACCUUCGCUGAAGUUUCGUUUAUGUGCACAACUGCACUCUCGAUCGUGCUCCUUGGGAAGAUUCACAAUCAUACCUAUAUUUGCCUGCUGUUUGUUGUUGGCUUGAAUAAGAAACGAUCAUCAUCAUCAUCAGCCACGAUCAGAAGAGCUCAAGUACGCGAGCAUUAGCCGUCCGUCAUUCAGAAAACUGCCAGCCAAAGCAAUAUAUGUACGUUGCCGCAGUUUUAAGUGAAGACAGAAAUGGAUGCCGAUGUACACAACGUCUUCAGCGCGAGUUGAUCCUCAUUCGGAUAGUUUUCAUAGAUAGCAAAGGAAGCGCAAAUAUAUACAAAAAAACAGACACAUUUGCUUACAUUUCUAGUCAAAACACAUCCCACGUGAUCACGUUACUAGCGCAAAUUCAUUCUGUACAUACUGGAAAGCACAGCAAUAUAACCUUCAAGUUCUGAACCAUGCGGAGAAAUUUGAAAAUAUUUUUAAUACUAGCAAUAUCAUGGAUUCUGGUAGCAGUUUACUAUUUCGAAGGUAGUUAUAAAAGCAGAAAUCGAGCACUACGUCUACGAGACCAGCAGUCAGCCGCUGUAACCCAGCAGCAAAGCUCGGAAGGUUGGUCCCAGCUGCAACGCCAGUAUAGUCCGUCUACAUCUCCCAAGCAGAACUUGGUGUCUAAUUCACUGUUGUUGCUUUCGUCACCUCGACAUUCGUGGGAUUACUUUGACGAAUUCAGCUACAUACAGAAGGGAAGUCUACAGCAAGGCGAAGAUCCAUACCUACGGAAUCGAUUCAAUCAACAGGCUAGCGAUACUUUAAAAAGUAAUCGUGAGCUUCCCGACACCAGAAAUCCCAUGUGUAGGAAGAAAUGGCCGACAGAUCUACCGGCCACCAGUGUAAUAAUAACUUUCCACAACGAAGCUCGUAGCACACUGUUACGUACGAUUGUUAGUGUUUUGAAUCGGUCUCCCGAACAUCUCAUACAUGAAAUCAUCCUGGUGGAUGACUAUUCGGAUUUUCCCGAGGAUGGCCAAGAACUGGCAAAAAUACAAAAAGUGAAAGUGAUAAGGAAUGAGAAACGAGAAGGGUUAGUACGAUCACGGGUUAGAGGGGCUGAUGCGGCAACGUCUUCCGUAUUGACUUUCCUAGAUAGUCACUGUGAGUGCAAUGUAGAUUGGUUAGAACCACUUUUGAUGCGCGUCAAAGAAGAUCCGACCCGCGUGGUAUGCCCUGUGAUAGAUGUCAUCAGCAUGGACACAUUUCAGUAUAUUGGUGCUUCGGCAGAUCUUCGUGGUGGUUUUGACUGGAAUUUGGUAUUCAAAUGGGAGUACUUAAGUAGUUCCGAACGGCACGAGCGCCAGAAAGAUCCGACAACUCCUAUAAGGACACCGAUGAUCGCUGGCGGGUUAUUUGUGAUAGAUAAGACGUAUUUCGAAAAGUUAGGGAAAUAUGAUACUCAAAUGGACAUAUGGGGUGGUGAAAACCUUGAGAUUAGCUUCCGUGUUUGGCAAUGCGGUGGAACUUUAGAGAUUAUACCAUGCAGUAGAGUAGGACAUGUAUUCCGUAAACGACAUCCGUACACAUUCCCUGGGGGUGGAAGUGGCAAUAUAUUUGCGAAAAACACAAGAAGAGCCGCUGAAGUAUGGAUGGAUGACUACAAACAGUACUAUUAUGCAGCUGUACCAUUGGCGAAAAAUAUCCCAUUCGGAAAUAUCGACGAACGCUUAAAGUUGAAAGAAAAUUUAAAAUGUAAAUCCUUCAAAUGGUAUUUAGACAACGUUUACCCACAACUUACAAUACCUGAACAACAGACCAAAGGAAGUUUCAGGCAAGGGCCAUUCUGUAUGGAUACCCUUGGCCAUCUAGUUGAUGGUGUUGUUGGACUUUAUCACUGUCAUGACAGCGGAGGCAAUCAAGAUUGGUCGUUCACCAAAAAGGGACAAAUCAAACACUUAGAUCUUUGUCUGACGCUUUUAAACUUCUCAAUCAGAUCACGCUUUAAUCCUAUUGUUCUCAAGUACUGUGACGAAUCGGCUAAUCAACAGUGGCACAAAAGAGAGGGUGGACUGAUACAGCACAGCAAGAUAAAUUUCUGUCUUGAUUCACGUUACAUAAAAGAAAAAGGUAUAACAGCUGAAAGAUGUAACUCGGCGCUCGAAUCUCAACACUGGAGGUUUCUCACGAAGUAAAACAAAAAAUGAACAAGCCAGAAUGAUAGGACACAACUAAAUUCCUUCAAUGUGUUUCUAAUUAUUACUGUUUAGCUACCAAAUGUUGAUACUAUAGAGAAGAUAAGCUAGUAACAAAUACUUAAUGAUCAAUUAAUAUAUACGUUGACAGUGCAUUCAAGCACCCACGGAAAUCAUCGUGAUUGUACAUUCCAAAUAAAUAUAAUUUUUAUUACCAUCCAUGUAAUAAAGAUUUUGAAAAUAUGA
This is a messenger RNA of Uranotaenia lowii, 2889 nucleotides long. Its product is annotated as polypeptide N-acetylgalactosaminyltransferase 2-like. The record is from RefSeq and is a predicted model, not a curated record. Lineage: Eukaryota; Metazoa; Arthropoda; Insecta; Diptera; Culicidae. Gene Ontology annotation, cellular component: Golgi apparatus. Bases 916 to 2643 code for a protein of 575 amino acids. The transcript is spliced from 2 exons.